GUCAGGAGAUAUUCUUAUAGUAGAGUAGACAUCUUUCCAUGAUGACAGAUGCUGGCAGACAGGUAGAUUGUCUUGCAACUCAGAUCACUUCUUCCCUUUUAUUUUAAAAAGUAUAAAAACUGCUGGAUAACUCAGGUUUCUGAAUAGAAGCUCAACUGACACUUGUGCAGCUAUGAAACAUGGAGAUUAAUUAGCUGGCUUUUCUAAUCUCUCAAAUUUUAGAAUUCUAUAGUUUAGCAAAAUAAUAUUUUAGGAAAAGAUCCCCUAAUUCCUGAACUAACCUGUUCCCAUUAUCUCAGACUGUUUUCUAGCAGGAGUAUUCAAGUUAUCCAAAGAAUGCUUUAGGGAGAAUUAUACAAAAUAUAAAAAUAUGUGUAUUCCUUCUCAGUUGCAUGUUGUUCCUGUUAGUGUAAUGAAAAAUAGAUGUGGUCUUAUGAUUUCUCCAAAGUACUGUAAAGUUGGUUAUUAGAACUUAUAAAGUGGGGGAGGUGCUAGGACCUAAUGGAAUUUAAGCAGUUUAAGUCCAAGGCUGGAUGAGACAUGCAUGGGUGUGGUUCAGUCUAAGCAAAAACAGAUGAACUAGUUUUUCUACAUAUGCAACUCAGACUCCAUUACAGCUUUUGUCUCCGCUCAGAAACUUCUGUGACUUUCUUUUUACUCUGCCGGAAUGUUUCUUGCAAAGGCGCUCCUGGAAGGGGCAGAGAAAGGGGGUCUUGGAGAAGCAAUUGGAGGCCUCUUUGGUGGAGGAGGGCAAAAAAGAGGAGGAAAUAUUGGAGGCAUUGUUGGGGGAAUUGUAAACUUCAUCAGUGAGGCUGCAGCAGCUAAUUAUACACCCGAACCACCGCCUUCUUACCAGCACUUUUCAAAUGUUGAAGCCAGUGAAAGUGAGGAAGUUAGGCAAUUUCGUCGUAUCUUUUAUCGACUGGCUGGAGAUGACAUGGAAGUAAGUGCCACUGACCUGAUGAAUAUUCUCAACAAGAUUAUUUCCAAGCACAGAGAACUGAAUUCUGAAGGCUUUAGCCUUGAUACUUGCCGGAGCAUUGUAGCUGUCAUGGACAGUGAUGCUACAGGAAAACUAGGAUUUGAGGAAUUUAAGUACCUGUGGAACAACAUCAAGAAAUGGCAAUGUGUUUACAAGCAGUAUAAUACCAACCAUUCUACUUCUCUUGAGGCAACACAACUGAAGGGAGCUAUUCAGGCAGCAGGCUUCAAGCUCAAUGAGCAACUUUACCAGUUGAUUACCCAUAGAUAUACUGAAGAAGAUGGAAGCAUAGAUUUUAACAACUUCAUUAGCUGCCUGGUUCGUCUAGAUGCCAUGUUUCGUGCUUUCAAGUCACUAGAUGGAGAUCGAGAUGGACAAGUUCAAGUAAAUAUUCUAGAAUGGCUGGAACUGACUAUGUAUUCCUGAAGCAAAUGCUGGAAAGACACAGUCCUGCCUUGAGGAUAGGACUGCUCUAAGCCUAGGUGUGUCUGUCCGGGAUGGGGCAUUAUAACUGUUAUAUAUCCUCUCUGCAGUUUCUGAAAUUUGUGCAGGUUUUUGUUGCUUCAUUAAAGCAGAUUUUAAUGCAAAAUAUAUUGAGUAGUUUGUAUAUUACCUAUAUAAUAAAUGUUUUACUUCUUUGAAAUUGUAUGUAUAUGAUUUUGUAGGUGAAAAGCUAAAUACAAAAAUCUUGAAAGGAAUAGACUCUUAAAAACUUAAUAUAAUAUCCUGUUCUCAACUGGGAAUUAUUUAGCAAAUUAAUUCUUCGCAGUAGAAAAUGUUUACUAAGAGUAAAAAACAAUCCUGGAAUAAAUUAAUGAAAUAGCCAGUGUUCUUCUCCUCUCACUCAUUUCCCCCUCACUUUAGAAAUAAAAAGUUAUAUAUUUUUUGCUUUUGAGUUCA
Messenger RNA from Sarcophilus harrisii (Tasmanian devil), 1882 nucleotides. RefSeq names its product calpain small subunit 2 (gene CAPNS2). Gene Ontology annotation, molecular function: calcium ion binding. The record is from RefSeq and is a predicted model, not a curated record. The transcript has a single exon. The coding region runs from base 668 to 1408 and encodes 246 amino acids. NCBI's taxonomy places the organism in Eukaryota, Metazoa, Chordata, Mammalia, Dasyuromorphia, Dasyuridae.